AUGGCGGUCAUCAUGGGAGCUUCCAAUGGCUUAACGAGGUUCAGCUCGCUGGAAUACCAGGCCAUCAUGUUCAGCCUGGCCUUUGCCAUGUGCGUGACCAUGGCCAUAGUGGAGGUGGUGAUGAAGCGCUUUGCCUUGCUCCCCGUGAUCUUUCCGGGCGUGUUUGCGAUCCGUGAGAAGCGCUUGUACUUCUUUGAUAUCGAAGUCAAAGAGGUGACGGUGGGCAAAGCCCUAAGAUGGGAGGCGAUGAUGACCAUGAGAGUCACCCUCGCGGUGGUUUUGUCCUACCUCUGGGAGUUCUGUGUUUUCAAGUCCACCACCUCUGUGGGGCGUGCUUUCCCGCUGCAGCAGUGCCAAAGUGGUAUGGAUUGUGGGGGCCCAGACACCAGCAUCAUCCAGAGCUCCGAGUUCCGGCAGCCAGUGGUGAUCGACGUGUAUUUGCCCAGUGGUCGUUGUGCAUCCUUGAACUUGGGCAACAAGCCAGGGCUCCUCGUGAGCGACUUGAAAUCUGCGGCACAACAGCACUUCGGAAAGCAACUCCUAAGACUCAUUUCGACCGAAGGAAGAUUUCUGGAGCCAGAGUGGUCCCUGGCAGAAGCCGGUCUCACAGAUGGCUCCACUGUGACUGCCGUAGUGCAAUCCGCUACGAUAGCUGCAUCUGACGGUGCAUUCGCAGUUUGGUGCAUCGGCGGUCAUGUGGUCACAUGGGGAGAUGGUCAAUGUGGAGGCGACAGCGACGUGGUGAAGGAUCAACUGACGCACGUCCUGAAGGUCCAAACCACGGGGAAGGCCUUCGCAGCCCUGAAGUCCGAUGGAAAGGUGGUCUGUUGGGGGCAUCCCAAUUUUGGCGGAGACAACCGACGAGUGCAACAUCUUCUGGACAAAGCUCAGGACAUUCAGGCGACCCGCCAUGCAUUCGCGGCGAUUCUCGAAGAUAGCAGUGUCAUAGCAUGGGGCGACCCAACCAGUGGAGGAUCGAACAGCGACGUAUAUCGACUGAAAGGUGUUGAGCAGAUUCAGAGCACCGACCGGGCCUUUGCUGCCAUCUUGUCCAACGGCACAGUGGCCACCUGGGGCAUGGGCGAUUCAGGGGGCGACUGCGGUGAGGUUCAGGACCUCUUGCGCCAGGUCCAAGAAAUCCAGGCCUCGGCUCGCGCCUUUGCUGCGCUCCUGGCGGAUGGCUCUGUGGUGACCUGGGGUGACCGCAGCUAUGGUGGCGACUCCCGACGCGUGCAGCCGGAGCUCGUCAACGUGAGGCAGAUCGCUGCUUCUGAACGGGCCUUCGCUGCGAUCCGCCACGACGGGUCGGUGGUCUGCUGGGGUCCUGCGGAGUAUGGUGGCGACAGCCGGAUGGUCCGACAUCUCUUGGUGGAUGUGCGUGAGAUCCAAGCGGCCCGCGACGGAGGCUUCGCCGCACUACUGGGCAAUGGCCGGGUGGUGAGCUGGGGAGAUCCCACAUUUGGAGGUGACUGCAGCCUGGUUGCGGAUCAGUUGAAAGACGUGAGACACAUCCAAGCCACCAUUGGCGCCUUCGCAGCCAUCCUGAAGAAUGGCCGCGUGGUGACCUGGGGACAUCCCUGCUGUGGUGGGGACAUCAGCAGCUUCCAAGAUACUCUUCGAAACGUGCAGGAGAUCCAAUCCGCCAAGCGCGCCUUCGCGGCCGUGCUGAGCGAUGGAUCGGUGGUCUCCUGGGGACCCAAAGGACAUGGUGGCAGCGAUGUGGUGCGCGUCAAGGAGGUGGAACAGGUUCAUGCAACCACCCGUGCAUUUGCGGCCAUCUCCUCUGAUGGUCGCAUCAUGGCCUGGGGGUCACCAGAACAUGGUGGUGAUUGUAGCAGAGUUGAAAGUGACUUGAGCAACCUAUGA
Messenger RNA from Cladocopium goreaui, 1866 nucleotides. The record is from the annotation of a GenBank genome assembly. Lineage: Eukaryota; Dinophyceae; Suessiales; Symbiodiniaceae.